AUGCGGCAACUCGAUUUCGCAAUGUUAUUGAGAUUGUCUGCGUUGCUUCUGAGCAACUUGACCAUGUCAUUUGGAUAUGAAAUCAAGCAACUGUGGCACAACUUCGUCUACAAUGGGCAAAUAGCCGAUUUUGGGGAUUAUGAUGGCAACGGUCAACUUGAUGCUAUAUCUUAUUAUACCAAGGGCCAUACAACGACUGUAUGUAUAUAUACGGUAUCGAAUGAUUCUGGUAGGAGUGAACCGCUGGAAACUGUUGAGAUUCAGGGAACUGUUGAAGGUGUAGUCGGCGUUGAUAUAAACAUGGACAGUGCACUGGAUAUCCUAGUCAUUUUGAAGGAGUCCAAAGAUAAAUAUCGCAUGCUAGCGUUGUACCAGGACAAGGCCACUGGACGUCUAGGUAAUGGUUGGAAUUCUACUGGUGAGAUUAACCCAAACAACAUUGGCGACAUAAACGGUGAUGAUGGAAAUCAACGUCAUGUGAUGAAGAGCGGGGAAUAUGAGUACACAUCAAUGUAUCCUCUAGUGUUAGAUAUAAAUGGUGAUGGAUACGUCGAUAUUUUGUGCCAAACUCAAACUAAAAAGUUAUUUGUGUGGACAAACCAAGGAAAUGCCUUGCUUCCUUUUCUUUUAGAACACGUACCUUUCUGUCGUUUUGAUGGUCUUGUACGUGGCUACAUACCUUCUCCACACUCUUCGGCUUUCGUGGACAUCGAUGGCGAUUGUAGAGCGGAUUUGGUACUUUUAGUGCAAUACGAAGAUAACCAAUUUCUGCAGAUUUGGCAGUCCACGGCCAACAAAAACCAUAUGUCAUACGUCAGAAAACCAGAUAUGGAUAUACAAUUGCCAAAAUACCAUGGUCAGGUGUCAUUUGUUGAUAUAGAUGGUGACGGAACGAUAGAUAUUGCUGUUCCUUAUUGCACAAAAGUGGACACGAAAGGUGCCUGUGUGGAGGGGUGUGGUGUAGCCAUGACGUUCAAUCAUCAGAAGCCGUUUUGUUCGUAUAUUUGGAAUAACCCUAACAGCGAUAUGUGUAGGAAAGCAACUGAGCUGUGUAGUAAGUCGGAAUUUAAUUUUAAACCUUUGCAUAACACACCACCGGUGUCAAUUUCAUUACCACAAGAUUUCCAAUUCGAAUGGAGCGAAAAACACCCAACCACGCUUUCGUUUGGAGAUCUCAACAAUAACGGAUAUCCCGACCUGAUUGUUUUGGCCCGAGAUCGAAGGAACUCAAAACCAGUCGUUAUGGUGUAUGAAAACCUGGAGAACAAGGAACCUUCCGAAACCUACACGAGACGCUUUGAACUAUCAGCCAGGAUUGAUGUUACGGAUCUGGAAUUACACGAACUUCGUAUAACGGCCAUCGACCUUUUUGAAGAUGGAAUAACGGAGAUUGGUAUUUUUGCGUCAAAAGGUUCUGCUCAUAGUGAUGCAAUUGGUAGAUUCUACACCGUUGUGAAUGAAUCAAUAGGUUUAUUCAUGAAAGCAAUGGUCAAAGGAAUAUCGCACGGUGAGACUCCAUCGUCAGUAAAUGUUUUGUCUACUGGUUCUAACGUGAAUGGCGCAGUGUUCAAGAUCACGGUGAUUGACGUCUACGGUGCAAAGUCGCCACGCUGUUCGACCAUAAGACCACAGUCAGCGCAUUCACCGCUACUACCACCUUAUUCCAUGUUCGGACUGGGCAAAACAAAUAACUAUGUAGAAGAAUUUUACCUGGGUAUGCCGAGCAAGUCAGAAAACUACAGCAACAUGUGGAUCUCUAUCAUUCCCAACUGCAGUGUUGUGGCCAUUCCACAUAGGCUAUCCUAUCCGAACGAGUGGACUUUGAAGCUAUCGUUGAGCCCAUCCAAGGAUAUAUACAAGAUUUAUAUAGCGACGUUGAUUUGUCUAGUUAGUCUGGGGGUGAUCAUCGUUGGGUUUGAUAUCAAGGAGAAGCGCGAGGACUCGGAGCAGGAGAAGGGGUUUCGACAGAAAUUUAUUAUAAACUGA
Molecule: messenger RNA, 1986 nt
Organism: Babesia sp. Xinjiang
Lineage: Eukaryota; Apicomplexa; Aconoidasida; Piroplasmida; Babesiidae
Product: T-cell immunomodulatory -like protein
Exons: 4
Coding region: 1-1986 (661 amino acids)
Cellular component (GO): plasma membrane
Source: RefSeq, a predicted model, not a curated record